ACUAGGCAACCCACCCCCAGAUGUAUAAUUUAAAGGUGAUGUGCUUGCACUGGGAUCUUCAGGAUCUGCUCAAUACAGCAACACUAUGUGAUAACUGGGAUAAGGUGGAGUUCAGCUUUAAGGGGGUGUCUCCAGCUCUCCUCACCCAUCUUUAGGAUCAGAGCUGGAGGAAUACCAGUGGAUGUUUUCCACAUCGCCUGGCUCCUUGUUCUCCAUCCACUCUUCUGCUCAAACCCUGACCAAAUAAAGGAACGGGGGGAGAUAAGAUCAGUUACAAGAUUGUACAAGGUUAUCAAGGAAACGAAGUGACAGCUUUUGGUGAGAUCCCGCUGCUUGAGUGAUGAGAACAUUUUGAGCUUCUGAAACCAUUCGGAAGAAACUCAGUGCAGUCGAGACCAAUGCAGGGCAUGGACCCAAGUUUCAACAAUAUGAACACAUCAUUUCUUUCCUCUGCUGGGAAUCAGUCCAUGCAUCUGAACUUUUCAGAGAAGAAUUCCAGAAUCAUACACUUCCAAGAUGAAGAUUGCCACAUGCCAUUGGCCAUGGUCUUCACCUUGGCUCUGGUUUAUGGGGCUGUGAUCAUUCUUGGCGUCUCUGGAAAUCUGGCCUUAAUUAUCAUAAUCUUAAAACAGAAGGAGAUGCGCAAUGUUACCAACAUCCUUAUUGUCAAUCUUUCCUUCUCAGACCUUCUAAUGACCAUCAUGUGUCUGCCCUUCACCUUUGUAUACACUUUAAUGGACCACUGGAUUUUCGGGGAGGCCAUGUGCAAGCUGAAUCCUUUUGUGCAGUGUGUCUCAAUCACAGUCUCGGUUUUCUCUUUGGUCCUCAUCGCGAUUGAACGCCAUCAGCUGAUCAUCAACCCUCGAGGAUGGAGGCCGAAUAACAGACAUGCCUACCUAGGGGUUGCUGCCAUCUGGAUUCUAGCCGUGGCUUCCUCCUUGCCUUUCCUGGUUUAUCAUGUAUUAACUGAUGAACCCUUCAAAAAUAUAACAAUCGAUGAAUAUAAGGACAAAUAUGUGUGCUUGGACUUGUUUCCUUUGGACACUAUCAGGCUUUCUUAUACCACAGCUCUGUUGGUGAUACAGUACUUUGGACCACUUUGUUUUAUAUUUAUUUGCUACUUAAAGAUUUCCUUCCCUGUACUGCUACUUCCCUCAUCCUGUACCAGCCAAGUUCCCUUGUAUGAGAGCCAUUCAUCCAAGAACUUCCAUGAAGUGCCAUGGUGGGACAUAUGCUGAAGAUGCCAUGGAAGAUGAAUAUCAGCUAAUUCCAGUUCAGGAUGUAUGAUCAGCAUCUAGUAGAAAUGAUCAACUUCUAUAUAAAAUGUCAACAUUUUAAGUAAAAUAAAUUACCCACCCACAACUAACUUGCCAUUGCACCUCUUGUUCUAACAUCAGUUUUUUUUAAAAGAAGAAAAUUCUUGAUAAAUAUUGACCCUGUUUAUAACCAGGGUUUUUAGUAGGAAUGAGUUCUACCAGCAAAGUCUGGAUCUUGACCUGUAUCUAGACCCCAAUCCAGCAAAACGUUUGGGCACAUGCUUUAAUCCAGCCCUGUUCAGUAAGGCCCUGAUUCAGCAAAUCGCUCUAACUGAGGUCAAUGGGACUUAAGCACAUGCUUAAAGUUAAAGAUUUUCUUAACUGCUUUGCUGAAUAGGAAUGGACUAGUGAAUCAGGGCCCCAGAUCUGUCCCAAAUAUCAUAAGGAUUUGCUUCUUGGGUUUAGUUUCAGCCUUUUAUACAGGUAAGUUCAAGUCAUAAACUUUGGAUCUAGAGUUGGAUCUGGAGUCCAAAGCCUGAGGAUGUUUUGAUCCAUGGCUUUUCUUCAGGUCCUUUUCUAGUUUUUAACAGUAGAGACUCUAACCAGCUGGUUUGCGGUGAAUGGAAGAAAUAAGAAAUAUGGAUUUUACCUUUCUCAUUUUUACAGUAUAUAUUACAGUACAGAACGUGCUCUCAGAUAACACCUCUGAUUUAUGCAGUUGAAAGGAAUUUGGCUGGAUGGAGGGGGUGUAGAGGGAAGAGAUGCUAAAUUAUACUCAAAUGAUAAGUUGCAUUGACAGUCUUUUUCUCGGCUAAAGGAUAUAGAUCAAAAUCAUGACUGAUCUACCAUGUUCUUUUCAUGUCUAAAUUAUUUGAUAUUCAGUUUUUGCCUCUCUAAGGUGAAAAGACAAGUACUGAGUCAUUACCAGUGUGUGUUUGAAAGGAAGAUAUGUUCUUCUUUGCAUCAGUUUUACUGAAGUCCAAAUGUUUUGGGAUGUCAUGUAAUUUAAGAAAGGAAAAAACUAUAACCAACUCACAUCUUUUAUGCUCUAAUUUGCCUGUUGCUGAUGCUGAUACAUAUUAAAUGACAUUUUUGUUAAAAAAUAGCACUAGUGGUCUUAUGUAAGCUAAAAAAUUAAAGAAGGUACAGGGUUAAGGUGGUCAAUAUGUUGCACUUAAGUUCUGUUCUGGGAAGGGAUGCUUUCCUGAAUGGGCCUUAUACUGUGUCAUGUGUUUGUAAAACCCAGGCAUGGCAGGAUCAGUUCAGCACAGAGAAUUCCUGUUUAUCACAACACUUUAUUUUCCAUGUGCAUAUCAGGCUAUGAGCAGAUUUCACAGAUCCACACUGCCCUCAGAAAUGUAUGCCAGAUAUGUCUGUUUCAGACUGUUGCAUGGGUGUAAUUUACGCUGAAAUCUCCAAUGCCCAAUCAGUCUACUACUAAUUUUGGAGAUCUUCAAACAAGAACAGAUAUAUCUGACAUAACAUACAUUUUGAAAGACAGAAGAAAAACAGCAGAACAACAGUUAAUCAUUAAUUAUUGCAUUUUUUGAAAUAUGUAUAUGAAGAUUUGAGGGCAGAAUCAAGCACUAAUUGAGGCCAGCAAGCUGUCAUAUAAAUGGUUGGUGGGGCAUUGGAAAGCAUGCCCAAGCAGUGACCUCUAACAAUUACAUUUCUCUGUUACACCAUUUUAAAAAAGAGAGAGAUCCUCACAACUGCCAGGCAAGACAACUGAUAACCUGUUACAACUUUGCAUCUCAGGUUUACCUGGAUCUCAUUACCAAGGCCAAAGAAAAAAACCAUUUUGGCAUUAGCAGAAAAGUAUAUUCUACAGUGCAGCCCUUGACACUGGCAAAACAUUGAGUUCAGUUUCUUUCACUUCUACAGGGUGAGGGCAAACUAUUUUAUGGCAGGAGCAGAGCCCUGGCCACCUUAAAUCUCCCUUGUUCUUAUUCUCACUGAUGCGGUGUAGCUCUUUUUUACUUUUAUUGCUGAUGUCUGUGAAAAGGUGUUUCUUGGAGGAGCCUCAGGUUUCUGUGUUGAGUAUUCCUUAUGCCACAAGUGUUUCAAUAUAUUGACCGUGAGGUUGGUUAUUUCUGUGGAAAUGCUAUUGGGGGUUUGAUGGCUGAAUCUCAUUUUGGAGACAAAAUGUAUCUACUAACAUGUUCCAUUCUCUUCCUCGUUUUAUUUUAAGAUUCUUUACAUGUGGUCCUUUUGCUUUAUAAAUCUUUCACCUAAUGGAGAAGCUUGUAUACUUAUGUGGGGUAGAAAGGGGUAAUUUUAAAUUGUUGCAAGCCAAGUAGUUUUACUUUAAAAAAUACUAAAACUAUUUAGUCCAGAGAAUCAAGAAAUGGUGGGCCAGCUCUUAGUACGUGUUUCUCUUACUGCCAAACCAGGAAAACCAAAAUAAAAAGAUGAAAUAAUUAAUGAAGGUUAUUUAUAAAACUAUCUCAGAGAUGUGAGUCCCACUACUUUAGUCACAGAAAUUCUUUUGCAUACCUUAGGGGACACCAUGAUAUGCAGUAUAACCACACUUAUUAACCAUGCUAUUUAUUAUUAAAGAAAAGAAAAGAAACCAUUAAACAAUACAAAACAAAUUACAGAACACAACUGAUAAACUGGUUAGUUCUGUUACAAUCUCUUCUAUAUGCCUCUUUGUAGAGAACUUUUAGAAGAGAUUUCACAUUUAAAAGUGAAAUCAGGAUGUACUUCAUUUGGUAAAUUAAGACCAAAGUAUAUUGUUUCCCAAAGUUAUUGUCAAUUUAGUCUUAGUUUCUUACUAGAUACUUAAAAUUGUUUAUGUAUGGACAAAAUAAUGUGUUUAAGGGCAGGUGAUACCUGUCUUGUUGUUAUUAACAACCAGCCAGUUUAUAAUUGGGCAAAAUAAACAAUCUUAUGAAAUCUAAGAAAAUAUUUAAAUCAGUUACUUAGAGGAAGCCAUUUAAGGAUCUUCAAGACAAGCCAAUUAUGAGUAUUAAGAAACUUAAAUCUGCAAUUUCUUGGUUUGCCAAUGGUUAGCCCUGUCUCCUCUCCAGGAAUACCUAGUCUAACCAUGUGUUGAUUAACAGGAGAAACUGUUAGCAUUUUAAGUUACAACAGAAUUUCCAUAGCUAAACAAAAUGAUUACAAGAGUUUUAAAAUCUAAUCCAGUGUUUUAGUUAAUUUUCUUUCACCAAUCCAUGUUAAAGUUUUGGGGCGCUUUUCCUAGAAUUGGUUUCUUCUUUAGUCCUCUCUGUUCUUGUUAGGUCUCUGUAGUAGCUUGCUUGUAGAGAUGGACAGGAUGACUUGUGGCAUGCUUGCUGUUUAAGCAGGGUAGCAGAGGGUGUGUGUGUGUGGAGGUACCCACUUCAGAGUUUUAUACCAUUCUACUUCCUAUUCGCUUGAAAUUAUAGAAAAGCCACUUUCAGGUUUGUUUAGACUCCAAGUUGAUUUCUGUUCAUUGGCUCAGUACUUUCAUAGGUUAUCCUUAAAAGCCUCUUUAUCUUAUGAAUAUAUAAUUUAUUAAUGCAUGUAUGCAUUGGGAUUGUAAUUCUUUCUUGGCAGUUAUAGUUCCUUUGUCUUUGUGGUGAGAGAUUCUCAGACAACUUUAAGUUUAGAGUUUUAACUCUUUUUUUAUGCAGUCCAUUUUCUGAGAUAUUCCUUCUAAAUUUAAACUUAAAACUUAUGGUUCUUAAAACUGUUUUUUCAAAAAUUCAAUGAUUUUUAGAGUGUGUUUAUCUUAAAUAGCUUUUAAAGAAGUUGUUGAGUCUUCAUAACAAUUUUUGAGAGAUUAUUCUUCUUGUUUUCCUAAUAUGGCUUGAGCACUGCCAAUAAUUAAAUCCCCAUUAAAAUAAAUAUUCAAUACCUGAAUGGCUUCUUACAUUACUAAUUGGUUUAGCAAGAUCUUUAGAUUACAGGCUGGUCCUGUGAUACUGAGGCCUAUUGGCGGUUCACUACUCUGUGUCAGCAACUUCUAUCAGGCCUGACAAACUCACUGGACCUAACAUGUUGCUGUCAUAGUAUUUAUCUAUAAAGACUGUCUUGUAAGGUAUUUAAUGAAAGCUGGUAAUAUCCUGGUCACUCAUAUCAUUGUGAAAUGUGUGUAUUAACAUUAUAUGAGAAAUUAAGGAUACUCACUGAUAUUAUGCUUUAAAAUCUGUAACCAAACAAAGAGAGAAUGGUUUUCUUCCAGACAGGAGGAAAGAUAUUUAUAUUAGUGGCAGAGAGAUAACUGAAGCAUUGUGAAAACAAGACCAAAAGAAGCCCCAUUUGCAAUAAGUCAUCAGGAAAAGCCGGGUUGACUGGGGGAUAUGAAACCAUCAUGAGAAACCAAAGCCACAAGGGGGUGUCUUGUCUCUGGGGUCAAAACAAUGAUUUUUGGGGAACUAUAAGCACAAAAGAUAUUUUGUUAUCCAUCUUUGAGGGAACAAAGAGAUCAGUGGUCUUUGCAUCCAUGAAAGCUGGAUCCUGGCCCAGGAAGGCCUUCUGAUUCUGAGAGGAGGCUUUAGGUGAGAAAACCACCCUAGACAAAGAUUGUAGUCUGUAAAGUUGUAGCCUCUAGAAAUCAUAUUAUACUUUUAUUUUAUUUAUGACAAUUUUCUGAUUUUUUUAACUUUGCUUAGUAUCACUUGAAUCUUUAUUCUUUAUUAAUACAUUUAGUCCUGGUUUUAUUUUAAGUUCAUCUCAGUGCAAUAUAUAAUAGUAAAGUGUGUUGAGCUAACAGGCUGGUGUCUAAACUGCCUCUCUGGAGAUAGCAGUCUUUGUAAUUUCUGUGAGUGUCCAGUGAGAGGGCCUGGAUACUGCAGCGGAACGCUCCUCCAGGGAGUCUGGGAACUGAAGAGCAAAAGUUAGGGUUUACAAAGCAAAGUGUGGGCUGGCAGAAUUCUAAGCAGUUUGUUUGGCCAGUUAACUAACUGGGAUGGCAGGGAGCUGACACUUAGUGUAGCACCAGCAAAUCUCUCUUUUGCUGAGGCAGAUAGGUAACAAUGUGAUUUACAGUUCUGGACACCCCAGGAAAGCAUCACUGGUACAUAAAGCAUUUUACCAUUUACAUAGGAAUGAUGUUAGGAAAUUAUGUUAGGUGCUUUGCCUUUAGGUAAAAUACUUGCAUAUAUGCCAUUCAAAAUGAUUUUCCAUUUCAACAUUAGAAAUAAACAAAAGUUUAAAACAUUUGCAACUACAUAUGUUUUUCCUAGAGGCUUUUCUGACUGCUGUUUUUAGAAUUAUUAUAAAAUUCAUUUUCAGUAAGAUAUUUCUAGAAUUCUCUGUGAAUGUUUACUUAGAAGUUGUUCUCGUGAGGGUGAAAAAGCCAACUUUACAUGAAGAUUUACUGCUUUGUUAACUCAACCUUACGUUCUUUUUCAUGUCAGAUCUUUUCGUAAAGCAUGAAUGUUUUACAUGGUUUGUAUUCUUGAGAUAAGGACUACAUUUGUACCAAACUGGUAUUUAUACAAGAGUGAGGUAUCCUAGUCUAGAUAAGACACUCUAAGGGUAAUAAACAUGGUUUUAUGGCUAAUGAGGGAUAUCUGCUUGACAUUUGACUUGUCUUUGGGUGAUAGUGGGACAGAUUUCUGUUACCAAUCUGCCUGAGGCGUCAGGUGAUCAGGCUGAGGCCACAGGAUUGUUAAUGGAGGAGAUGAUGGAACACAUCAAAUGUCUAAGUUUUAAAGCUUUAUUGAUAAAAUAAUAAAAUAACACCGGAGAGUGAUGGGUGCUCCCCACAUCACUCAGAGGAAGGAAGAAAGCAUUAGUGCCCCAAGCCCUAACCCACUUUCAUACUCACACCCGCACUACAUGAGGCUGGCCAGACCUGGGUGUAACAUAAGAAGAAGAGGGAGAAGGGUGGACGGGAGUUCUGUCAUGUGUGCACAGUUCGUCCAGGUUCCGCUGUGAUCUCCAAAUUGCUUCAGCUCUCAGGAGGGUUUUAAGUCCUGGGCUCCUUUGGGGCUGUUCCAUUCCAUGACCUCUGUUCCUGGUGCUCUUUGUGCCAGUCCAAACCGGCUUUCUGUGGUCUUCUCCGCUUUCCCAAAACACAACGGCUCCAGGGACGCGAAGCUCUGCUACCCCCCUCGUUGUUUCGCCGGUGUUUUCCAGCUCUGCAGCCCUGGUUCAGUGUACUUUUUCUUUUCUCAUGGCUGGCUGUGGCUGGGUGAGAUAAUUUUUCAUCUAGCGCCGUGACCUUGGACUGGGGCCAGUGUCUUAUCGUUGGACUGAGCUUGCUAGCUGCAGUGUUGAGUUAACCUGUUCUCUGCUCUCUUUCUCCUUCCCCCUUUGGCCUUUCGCAGCCUGCAAAAGAAUCUUCCACUCCCCACUCACACCUUUGACCCUUCCCAAAUUGCCCUGCGAUGCUUGCAACAGCGUUAGCAAUAUACAAUGCAUAUACAAUGCUGAUCUGCCUCCCCCAGGGGACCCCUUGGUGGUG
Caretta caretta (loggerhead turtle) is the source of this 7653-nucleotide messenger RNA. Lineage: Eukaryota; Metazoa; Chordata; Testudines; Cheloniidae. The record is from RefSeq and is a predicted model, not a curated record.